AUGGAGUUAUUAAAAGGUGGUGGGGAUAAUGAUGGCGAAGAUGGUGAAAGUGGUGGCGGCCAUGGUCAGAGGGGGGUUAACAAUGAUGGUGAUGUGGUCGUGGAAAUAGAGUUGUUGGGAGGUGGCGGUGGUGGUGGAAGGGAGAAAGGUGGUGGAGAUGGUGACGUGGAUGUGGAUGGGUUAAUAAUGAUGGUUAAAAGCCUAGCACAACCAUCAAGUUGGUUUUGUAAGAUGGAGGGCUCAACAUCAAAGGCAGAUAUCAUCAUAAAGUCAAUGCUUAAAGCAGCUAUGAUUCCUUUAGCUUUGUCAAUGGCUGGUUUCAUCUAUGCCAAGAUUAUGGCUAACCAAAGCAUCAAUCCGAAAGGGUCGUCAAUAGAAACUGAUGAUCAGGUGAGUUACCUCAAGGCCAAUUCUCUGAAGUGUAGAGAUGAGGAUGUUUUUCAUAGUUUCAGCUCUACAUGUAUGCUUUUAACGGAAUGUUUGGAGAUUCGAGAUAAUCAACAAGUAUUAGAAGAAGAGAUUUCGUGCCUAAGACUCCGACUUAAUGAGCUUCAAAAAAUAGAAUCUAAGUUGAAGAUGCAGUUUAUACGCUACUGCAACUUGAAAGAGCAAGAAUAUGUUCUUAUAGAGCUUUCGAAUAUGUUGUUAUUGGAAGUGGCUCAUGUUGAGUUCUUGGAGAGAGAAGCUUCAUCCAUGGAGGCUGAGAGCCAAAGGCUUUAGAAAUUGGUUGGAGAAUGUUUGAGAGUUUUGGAGCAAAUGGAGUAUUGGAAAUCAGAGAAUGGAUUGCUUCAGAGGAAGGUAAAGAAGCUUUUGAGGAAAGCAAGAAGGCAAUAUUGUGUAAUACGCGAACAAGACUUGAAACUUGAAGCUAGGGAAGCAGAAGCUUUGAGAAUCCAUGAUGCACAAGAAACAAAGACAAAGGUUAUCAAGAAAUUGGAGUAUGAAACUGGGGAAUUGAGAGCGGUUUUGGAGCUAGUGCAGGAUGAGAAAAAAGGGCUCUUGGCAAAGCUUGCGUUGGCAGAAAAAUCGGCAGCUUCAAUCCCCAAGACUGAAGGAGAAGGGGUCAAAAUCAAAGACUAUACAGGCCUCGAAAAGGAGUUGGAGAAUCUGAAAAAGGAUCGUGCAGCUGAAAUUAAGGAACUGAUUUACUUGAGGUGGAGUAAUGCUUGCUUAAGGCACGAGUUGAUGAGAAAUCAAGCGCAACUAGAAUAGCAGGCUCAAGAAAAGGAUAAUAAACUGGAAAUAAAUUUUGAAGUACGAGCAGAAAUUGGAAAUUGUGAGCAGUGCUUUGGAAAUAUGAGCAGCAAUCAGGAGCAUCCGAAAAGAAAAAAGUUAUUCAGAAGGCUUAAGAGAUGGGUGGAAGGGAAUGAGAAGGGAAGAGGAAGAUUGGAUGAGAAAGAAAGGCAUGGACAAGUUAAGUGUUUUGGAAGACAUUCUGUUUCGAAUUAUGCAGAGGAGCAUCACAUUGCAAGGAAGUCUUGCUCUAGUGCAUGA
Molecule: messenger RNA, 1494 nt
Organism: Pyrus x bretschneideri (Chinese white pear)
Lineage: Eukaryota; Viridiplantae; Streptophyta; Magnoliopsida; Rosales; Rosaceae
Product: protein CHUP1, chloroplastic
Exons: 3
Biological process (GO): chloroplast organization
Cellular component (GO): chloroplast outer membrane
Source: RefSeq, a predicted model, not a curated record